AUGGAUCCAAACCAACCCUUCAAUUCCAACCUCGACUAUUUCUACAACAACUUCCCCCAGGCACCACCACAGCCACCGCAUCAACGUCAACGUCAACAUCAACCUCAGCAUCAUCACCAGCAUCAGCAGAAUAUCCCUCCUCACCCCGUUCGAGAGCAUGUUCAGCCUCAGACUCAUCUCAAUCCCCAGUCUCAUCCACCAACCUACUCGCUUCCACAGUCGCCAUCUCCAUAUCAGUCCUACCCUCCCCAACCCUAUCCUCAGUCCAUCCCGCAAAAUUACCCUCAGUACUACUACGACCAACAGCAGUCCUAUCAGCCUCCCUUCCAACAAUACCCGGCUAAUUCCAUCUACCAACCUUCUAGUCCUGCUACUCGGCAGCUGCCUCCUGCUCCUGCUCCCGCUCCCCAGCCUCCUCAGCCUCGCGUACAUGUUGUCAUACCUUCUCAUCCCCUACAUUCUUCUCCUUCACAGCAAUCUCACCAAUACCACCAGUCCCAGCCCAGACCCAACUACCACCCUCAGCCUCAACCCCAGAUUCAAACCUCAUCCCAAUCAUUUGGACAGCAUACCCCACAACAGCGUCCACAAAGCCAUCGUCGACAUCAAACUUGGUCAAAUGCGGUUUUGAACGCCCAGAGCCACAUGAUGGCUUCAGAUCAUUCCCGGAAAAAUCAAGAACCGCCAGUACCAACCACGGCGGCUGAGACACCACCAAAGGAUCCACAACAAAGCCGACCUCGUGUACUGCAGGCCAUCGGAAUUAACACAAAGCCCAAGCCAACGUCUACCAAGAGUCCUGGCCACGACAACUCUCCCCAGCACCAUGACGAGCCGGAGCCAGACUAUCCCUCCUUCCUGUCCGUUCUCGCGGACGACUACCUUGAUGCUGCGCGAAAAAAUGCCACUUUGACCGACGAGUAUUACAACCUAGUCGCGACGGCACUUGCUUGUCUCGAAUCGGUCCUGUCCAAUUUCAAACUUCCACCGCUGAGGGAGGCCCAGGUAUCCCUGCGCUAUGCUCAAACCCUUUACGAAGAGACUGAAAAUUACGAUGAAGCGGAAACAACUCUAACCAAGUCGAUUGAGCUCUGUGAACGACACAAAUUUGUCGAUCUGAAGUACGAGAUGCAGCUUCUACUGUCUAAAAUCCUCUACGAGUCCAAACCUAAGGCCGCGCUCAGGGAUAUCCAGAGGAUGAUCGACGACAUCGAAGCCUACCGUCAUACUGUAUGGCUGUACAUCUUCCGUUUUCAACACGCCAUGUUCUCAUUAGCAUCGUCUUCUCCCGGCGAGGUUCACAGCGCCACGGUCCAGAUGCAAAAAAUUAGCAAUCUGGCCCGCCAGAAUUCAGAUAGUGCCCUUCUCGCUUUUGCUGCUCUGCUUGAAGCUAUACUGCAUCUUUCCAGUCUCAGUCAUGAAGCAAUCACGUCGGCCCAAACGGCAUUGGCAAAGGCAAGAGCAUUACAAUUAAAUCCAGACGUUGAGAGCAACCCCCAAAUAACGAUACUGAUGGAGUUUAUUGAUCUGUCAUGCAGCGUCCUAGAGUCCAACAUUGUACAGACCGAAAAGAAGCGCAAAAUCAUGCAUGAGGUCUUGUAUCAGUCAAUUUCAGAUUCCAAUUGGCGGGAUGACGGCUUAAUUUACAUUCCCGUCUCGAAGCGGGCAAUUGCCGGCAUUCAGCUUCAGGGCAAUGGACAUGUCGUCGAGAGAAAUGGCAGAUACUUUCUUCCAUUCUCGUGGCUGGGAAAAGAAGAAGCAGAGGCUUUGGGAUUUCUUUUCAGUGCCGAUAGUUCCGCAUACAAAAAUGGUGCUGAUGGGGGCAAGGCUGAAAAGUUCGUGGACAGUGGGCUCUCGCUCGUCCGGUCUUGGAGGAAACCGACACUGGCUUCGGGCUUUCGACAAUUACAAAGAGCAUACAUCUUUCAGAGACUGCUCGAAGCCCAGUUUCUGUUCCUCCUCAUAUUUAUGCAGUGUUCUAAAGGUCUCUGGCAACAGGCACAGCAAACUUUGGAAGCCGUCCAUGCGAUUUCAGAAGAUAUUGGUGACGCUUUCCCGAUCAACAUGAAAUACGGUCUGCUAUAUCUGAAAGGCGUCAUACUGCAGGGAACCGGAAACCUCACGGCUGCUCUAGAAAUAUACCAAUCUCCCGCUCUCGUUCUUGGAGCGCAACAGUCACCACUUUCAAACGGGUCGAAGGCAUUACAUCACAUACCCAAUUCUUACUACGCUGACUCAAAUGUUAUCCAUAACUUCCGCAUUCUUGCAAGUAUGAAUUCGGCCUUUAUCAUCCAGAAUCCUCGUCACCCUCAGCACAAACAACUGUCCUCCCUCAUCAGCAGUUUGGGCUCUGCCACUCAGAAUUCCGGGAACAAAUAUAUCCAAGCACACUACUCGCUGUUAAUAUCGGUACUCUCUACCACGACGCUGACGAUCAAACAGUUUCUGAAAAGCGCCAUGGAGGCUGGUAAGGCCAUCGGCAGCGCCCAAACGACCGCACUCGCGCUCGUAUAUAUGCAGGAGAAGCUUUUCAAAGGGACGGUUGAUGAGCAAGCGUUAAAAUGCGCCAAGGCAGCAAGUCACCAAGUGAGAAGAUGGGGCGAACCCUUGUGGGCUCAUGUCGCCGCUGGCUUGGAGGCAGAUUCUCUGGAGAUUAAUGGGAUGGCUAAGGAAGCACAACAAAGGAAAGCUGAUGCGGAAGCGAGGUGGAAUGAGCUGCCUCUCGGUGUCAAACGCUUAAAGACUGGUUGA
Rhinocladiella mackenziei CBS 650.93 is the source of this 2751-nucleotide messenger RNA. RefSeq lists its product as uncharacterized. Gene Ontology annotation, molecular function: protein binding; double-stranded DNA binding. The record is from RefSeq and is a predicted model, not a curated record. Lineage: Eukaryota; Fungi; Ascomycota; Eurotiomycetes; Chaetothyriales; Herpotrichiellaceae. The transcript has a single exon. Gene Ontology annotation, cellular component: chromatin; SMC loading complex. Bases 1 to 2751 code for a protein of 916 amino acids. Gene Ontology annotation, biological process: mitotic sister chromatid cohesion; maintenance of mitotic sister chromatid cohesion.